Aureococcus anophagefferens is the source of this 606-nucleotide messenger RNA. RefSeq lists its product as hypothetical. NCBI's taxonomy places the organism in Eukaryota, Pelagophyceae, Pelagomonadales, Pelagomonadaceae. The coding region runs from base 1 to 606 and encodes 201 amino acids. The transcript has 4 exons. The record is from RefSeq and is a predicted model, not a curated record.
AUGCACGAGGCCAAGCAGGUGCGGCCAUACUGGUGCCCUGGCACCCAUAAUGUUGCAGAUGUAUUUACGAAGUUAAUACUUGGAUGUAAUGGGAAUGGAAGGUUCAAAUCGAUUGCAUUCAGACUACCCAUCACUACAGGGGACACACAGGCUGUGUACAUCUGGGACUACUGGAAUGCCUCAAGCGGUCAAUUGCCUGACAAUUAUUGUAAAAGUUUUGAGUACAAUCUCUGUGGCGAUGGUCCUGUAAACACAGACGUCCUCAAACACCAUGGCUCUGACAACUCUUCCCCGUCCUCUCGUGCUAAGUUGAAUGUUGCUAAAUUGCUUUACAAGCAGGGAAUGGCAAAAAGAGCUACCAGGCUGGUGCAGGAUCACCACCGCCGUGGACUGUCACCACCUGUUCCUUCCUGUCAGACUAUGGUUGAUGUAGACCCCUCGUUUGCAACACCUAACGCCCCAUCUGCAGACUGGUCGCGCCUGUCUCGUGUGGUAGAAUUGUUAGCUUGCGGUGCAAUCUUAUAUAUGUCCUAUAUGCUUGAAGGCUCUGGAACAAAAAUGCUCUACAUGGAUCUUCAUUAUUGGCUUACGAUCCAGGGGGAGUAG